AUGAGCAUGAACAAUAACAACAACAAUACCAUUUCAUCAUCACCAUCACUUGCUUUGACACUCUCUCAUCAGAAUGAAGAUCUUAUCGUACAAGCUAUUAUACACCGAAGACAAGAUCAAUCUUCAAUGUCUUCGGAUGAAACUUUUAACCGAAUGAAAUGUGUGGAUGAAUUUUCUUCUCUCAUGAAACAAUACAUUCAAUUAGAGCAAUCCAUCAAAGAAGGAUCAAGUAUAGAAAAUAUUAAAACAGAACAAUUGCAUUGUAUUCAUCAAUUAAAUCAAUAUCAAUAUAAUACCUCUAUAUUAUUAUCAUCAUUAUCACAAGAUUAUGAGCAACAAUUACAAGAGAUACAAGAUCGACUUCAAAAAGUGAAAACACAAAUACAUGAACACAAGAAUGAUAUCAUACCUUCAUUAAAUCAAGAAUUAGAAAAUCAAAGAAAAUAUAAACAAUUUAAUGAAGAAUAUAAUUUAAUAUCAGAAAAUAUUUUGAAAAAACCAUCCACACAAGAAUUACAACAUCAAAAACAAUUAUCAUUGGACCAAGUAGAACGUAUGAAACAAGAAGGAGAUGAAAAGAAGAAGAAAAUUGAAUAUUAUGAAAAACAAAUGGAAUUAUUGUUUGUGGCAACUAGUGAUUUAUUAUCAACAUUUAAAGUUCAAUAA
Molecule: messenger RNA, 666 nt
Organism: Naegleria lovaniensis
Lineage: Eukaryota; Heterolobosea; Eutetramitea; Acrasida; Naegleriidae
Exons: 1
Coding region: 1-666 (221 amino acids)
Source: RefSeq, a predicted model, not a curated record